UCGCCCGCGUUACAGGAGACCGGCGCAUAUAAGGAGCGGAGGCCGCCUCCCUGCGCUCCCUCUCCGCCGCCUCGCCUUCCGCUCCGCGUGCUCGCCCGACUGUUUCCGGCCCAGAGAGCUCCUAACUGCGUUGUACCAUGUGUGGCAUUUGGGCCCUCUUUGGCAGCGAUGACUGCCUUUCUGUGCAGUGUCUGAGUGCUAUGAGGAUUGCACACAGGGGUCCGGACGCAUUUCGUUUUGAGAAUGUCAAUGGUUACACCAACUGCUGCUUUGGAUUCCACCGGUUGGCGGUAGUUGACCCUCUGUUUGGAAUGCAGCCAAUUCGAUUGAGGAAGUAUCCCUUUUUGUGGCUCUGUUACAAUGGUGAAAUCUACAACCACAGAAGGUUACAACAACAUUUUGGAUUUGAGUACCAGACCAAUGUGGAUGGUGAGAUAAUCCUUCAUCUGUAUAACAAAGGAGGAAUUGAGCAAACAGUUGGUCUGUUGGAUGGGGUGUUUGCAUUCAUUUUGCUGGACAUCACAAAUAAGAAAGUGUUCCUGGGCAGAGAUACUUAUGGAGUCAGACCUUUAUUUAAAGCCAUGACAGAAGAUGGAUUUCUGGCUGUUUGUUCAGAAGCUAAAGGUCUUGUUACCUUGAAGCAUUCCACAACUCCCUUUUUAAAAGUGGACCCUUUUCCUCCGGGACACUAUGAAGUUUUGGAUUUAAAGCCAAAUGGCAAAGUUGCAUCUGUAGAAAUGGUUAAAUAUCACCACUGUAGAGACGAACCUUCACAUGUCAUCUAUGACAGUGUGGAAAAACUCUUCCCAGGUUUUGAGUUAGAGACUGUAAAGAACAACCUGCGGAUCCUUUUUAACAAUGCUAUUAAGAAGCGUUUGAUGACAGACAGGAGGAUUGGUUGCCUUUUAUCAGGGGGCUUGGACUCCAGCUUGGUGGCUGCCACCUUACUGAAGCAACUAAAAGAGACCCAAAUACAGUAUCCUCUCCAGACAUUUGCUAUUGGCAUGGAAGACAGUCCUGACUUACUGGCUGCUAGGAAGGUGGCAAAUCAUAUUGGAAGUGAGCAUCAUGAAGUCCUCUUUAACUCCGAGGAAGGCAUUCAGGCCUUGGAUGAAGUCAUAUUUUCCUUGGAAACUUAUGACAUUACAACAAUUCGAGCAUCUGUAGGUAAGAUCCCACCGCCCCCCACAUCACACUGCAGAGCAAGCCUUAACAACAGAUCCCUUAGGGACUAUAUGCGAAUCCUAACACUGCUAAAACUCUUUUGUAUGGUGAUGGAGGCCAGUGUGCAAGGCCUGGUUUUCAAUACAGUAUCUUUUAUUUUCCCUUUCAGCCUUGAACUAAGAGUCCCAUUUCUGGAUCAUCGAUUUUCUUCUUAUUACUUGUCUUUACCACCGGAAAUGAGAAUUCCCAAAAAUGGGAUUGAGAAACAUCUCUUGAGAGAGACGUUUGAGGACUCCAACCUACUACCUAAAGAGAUUCUCUGGCGACCAAAGGAAGCAUUCAGUGAUGGAAUAACCUCAGUCAAGAACUCCUGGUUCAAGAUUUUACAGGAUUACAUUGAGCACGAGGUUGAUGAUACAAUGAUGGCAGCAGCUGCCCAGAAGUUUCCCUUCAAUACUCCAAAGACUAAAGAAGGCUAUUACUACCGUCAGAUCUUUGAACGCCACUAUCCAGGCCGGGCUGAUUGGCUGACCCAUUACUGGAUGCCCAAGUGGAUCAAUGCUACAGAUCCUUCCGCCCGAACUCUGACCCAUUACAAGUCAGAUGCCAAAGCUUAGGUGCUCUCUGAGCAAUCGGGCAGAAGGAAAUGCUCCUUUUGGCAACGGGGGGACAAAAACAGGACAAGGAGGCUCAGUCACUCAGGCUUACUUGGGUAGGGAGAAGAAUAAAAAUACUACACCUAAAAUUUUGCUCUAAUUGUUCAUAUUAAUACAGUCUCAUCAUCCUAGGUAAUUA
Molecule: messenger RNA, 1959 nt
Organism: Dipodomys ordii (Ord's kangaroo rat)
Lineage: Eukaryota; Metazoa; Chordata; Mammalia; Rodentia; Heteromyidae
Gene: Asns
Product: asparagine synthetase (glutamine-hydrolyzing)
Exons: 11
Coding region: 138-1781 (547 amino acids)
Cellular component (GO): cytosol
Molecular function (GO): asparagine synthase (glutamine-hydrolyzing) activity
Source: RefSeq, a predicted model, not a curated record